Penicillium canariense is the source of this 765-nucleotide messenger RNA. RefSeq names its product cleavage polyadenylation factor RNA-binding subunit YTH1 (gene yth1). The transcript has a single exon. The record is from RefSeq and is a predicted model, not a curated record. The coding region runs from base 1 to 765 and encodes 254 amino acids. Lineage: Eukaryota; Fungi; Ascomycota; Eurotiomycetes; Eurotiales; Aspergillaceae. Gene Ontology annotation, molecular function: RNA binding; metal ion binding.
AUGGCUGCCGAUGUUCAGAGUGCGGCUUCACGCCUCCUAUCUGCAGAGCCCACGCGCGACCCCAGCUAUAACGAGUUCUCUUUCACACCUUUCCUGCGCAAAAGCUUCGGCUUCGGCCUCGCCAGUGACGUGCCUGUCUGCAAGGCCUACGGCGAAGGGCACUGCCCAUUGGGACCUGCUUGCCCAGACCGACAUCCCACCCCUUCCCGAGUCACUACAUCUACAACCACCGCCUCCGGGUUGGCACCAUCCACUACACAUGGCUCGCUUGUCUGCAAACACUUCCUCAAGGGCCUCUGUAAGAAGGGGGUGAAGUGCGAGUACCUGCACGAAUACAACCUGCGUCGCAUGCCCGAAUGCCAAUCCUUCAGUCGGUCCGGAUACUGUCCCAAUGGCGAUGACUGCCUAUACCAACACGUUCGUGAAGAGGCACGUUUGCCACCCUGCGAGCAUUACGACCGUGGGUUCUGUGAAUUGGGCCCUCUCUGCGCAAAGCGACAUGUUCGCCGUCAGCUCUGCUUGUUCUACCUCGCCGGCUUCUGCCCCGAAGGCAAGGCCUGCCCGAAUGCGCACCCUCGGUGGACGGAGAACCUCCCACGGCCCUCGAUGCGAGCGGAGAAGACAGAGGAAGAGCUGGAGCAUGAACGGGCGCUGAUCCGAGAAGAGCAGGAGCGGGAGAAAGAGCGCGAGCGCGAGUGGCGGAGCGAACGUGGCCGGGGUGGUGGAUUCAUGCGAGGUCGGUAUCGCGGGCGAGGAAGGGGCUAG